Messenger RNA from Paramecium tetraurelia, 876 nucleotides. RefSeq lists its product as uncharacterized. The transcript has 2 exons. The record is from RefSeq and is a predicted model, not a curated record. Lineage: Eukaryota; Ciliophora; Oligohymenophorea; Peniculida; Parameciidae.
AUGAAUAAUAAUUUAAAAAGUACCUAUAACAAAAUUUCCGAUGUUUUCUCGAAAUCCUAAAUUAAGAAGGCAGUUGAAUCUCUUCAAACCUAUAAGGAUAGAUUGAAAUUAAUUGAUUCCAUCAUAGAUCGAAGAUAAGAAAUCAUUAAAGUUAACGAUUUCUCCAAAAUCUAAAAGUGUGCUCAAACCUUUAGCAAAAUAGUCAAGAAAUACAAAAAUCCUGAUGAAGAUGAAAAUACCAUAAACUAAAGAUUCUAAAUGUAAAUGGUCAUUAGCUAAUUUCUCAAAAAAAACAUAUAGAAUUCUCGAAGUCCGCUAUCAAGUCCUUAAUCAAUCCAGAAUUUUGUCACUUAAACCCUGUCGCAUAAAAAGGAUUUUACCUAACAAUAAGCAUCCUCAUGCCGAAGUCGCUAUUUCAGUUCUUUGGACUCCCUUAAUCAAUAGAAUAAAUAGCUGGAAAUAAUGAGCGACGAUGAUAGGGACAUUCAAAACUUAUAAAGAAAAAUUUAACAUAGUCUAGUUCUGAGAACAAGAAUCUCGCAUGAUCAAAAUCGAAACGAUGAACAGAAUAACUUAAAAGUCUAUUUGAAAUAAUAGGGUUACUUAAGAAAUAAUAGAACAAAACAGUCUCAAGAGCCACAAUUAACUGGUUUUGUUGAAAACGAAUAAUAGUGUUAAUCUAAAUAAAAACUAUUAAACAAAAUUAAAGAGACUCAAGAAGUUAAUCAUAAAUAUCUAAAUUAAAUUAAAUUGAAUAGAAAUUUUCAAUUGAUUGAUGAUUAAGGUAUUAAAAUUCGAGAAAAUAAAAAAUAUCAAAAAAAAAAAAGAGAAAUUUUUGAUAAAUCUAACAUAAUACUAUGUUCAUUCAAAAUAUGA